AAAAUUCUAAAUCGAGAGGGCGAAAUAUUCCAAUAAUUUUCACAAAAAACAAACACGUCACAAUUUUCACGUUGGAUGGGAUCGCUCCAUCGGUGCCGACGGCCAACCUCAUUUACGCCCAAACCCACAAAAAAAUUAAAGGAAAAAAGAAAUUUGGGGGGUCGUGAUUGACUAUGCCCUUAAGUAGGCCCCACAGACUCGGACGCCAAACGCACAUUCAAAUUCAGUUAAUCACGCCCGAUUCAGAAAUUCCAGAAAAGGAAAAAAAAAUGGAUGACAAAAUAGAAAAGUGAAUACCAAGAAUACGAGGCAGCAGAUGAGCAGACACGUCAAAGGAAAGCAAUAUACAAUUGCCGAGACGCCCGUGAUUUGGCCCCCUUGUUUCCCCCACGUCACCAUCAUCACCCCCCACAUUUCACCCCCUAUAAAUUCCCUCACCUCCCUUUUACUCUCUCAUCGCAGCACGCUUUUGUUUCUCUCUCUACAACAGUUUUGGGGAUUCCUUUUUGUUUUGAAUCGAUGGAGGAUUUGAAGGCGAAGAAGAGGGGGCGGGACGACUUGGAGGAGGCGGAGCUGGAGAUGUACUCGCCGGAGGUGAAGCGGCUCCGGGAGAAUCUUCUGGAUAGUUUCGACGACGAGGCCGAGUUCUGCUGCACCGUGACUCAGGAUCUGGACUCUUUCAUGAAGAGCUUCGAGGAGGAAAUCAUCGCUUCCCCUUCCGCCGGCGGGGAGGCGGUCCAAUUCGUGGAUCUCACGUCGGAUUCCGGCGAAUCGCGGCCGGAUCUGGGGUACUUGCUGGAGGCUUCCGACGAUGAGCUCGGGCUUCCGCCCUCCUCUUCUUCCGGGGGAUUGGAGGGUGAGCCGGUGACUGAGUUGGUCCGAGUUGAGUCCCACUCGUCUGAACUCGGGAGCGAGUUCUGGGAAGCGCCGGGUUAUGACUCGUUCGAGUUCGGACUCGGGGAGUCGGAGUCGAACUAUAGCUGUGGCAACGGUGGUGAAUACGUGGCGCUAGACGGGUUGUUUGAUUACUCGGAUUUGGGUUUCGGGUCGGGUGAUUUCGGAUGGAGACCCGAAACUCUGCCGGCCCAAUAGUACCCUAUGAUGUUAGUCUCAAAUUUAGGCGGAAAAAAUACUGUUGAUAUCUCUUUAUUUUUUUAAUACUAUAUUGAAAAAUUUGUUAAUUAGGAGAUCAAAACAAUUUGGUUGGACUGAAUAAACGAAUUUGGCGUUAAUACUUAAUAAA
Salvia miltiorrhiza (redroot sage) is the source of this 1243-nucleotide messenger RNA. RefSeq lists its product as uncharacterized. The record is from RefSeq and is a predicted model, not a curated record. NCBI's taxonomy places the organism in Eukaryota, Viridiplantae, Streptophyta, Magnoliopsida, Lamiales, Lamiaceae. The coding region runs from base 520 to 1092 and encodes 190 amino acids. The transcript has a single exon.